Molecule: messenger RNA, 9510 nt
Organism: Anolis sagrei ordinatus
Lineage: Eukaryota; Metazoa; Chordata; Lepidosauria; Squamata; Anolidae
Source: RefSeq, a predicted model, not a curated record
AAGGGAGGGGAGAAGCAACUGCAGCAUUUGCAGGGACCGACCUGCCGGCUCCAAGGCUCCAGCCCCAUCUGAGCGCCCGGCUGCAUCUGUGUGUGCCUCUCCAAGCCAACAAGCAAUUCAAGAAGAGAAUACUUGCUUCUACUGGACACCCAAGGAAAGACUGAACUCCAGAUGCAACACAUUACCGUGAGUUCUUAAUCUAGCAGAAGCAACUUGCUUGGAAGACUGCGCAGUCAUCUAUGAAGCCUUAGGUUACGGUCCUGGACAGAAAAGGAGCUCAAGUUGUGAUUUCACACGCCAAGACCUCAAAUUGCUGAAAGCCUGAAGAACAGUCAAGAUGAAGUGGAAUCUCUUCAAAAAACCUGCCAACCCCGAGCCCAUUAUAGCUGCUACUACAGGUGGUCCGGCAGCAUCCCCAACUACAACAGUGGCACCACCAUCACUCUCUACGGACAACUCAACAAUAUCAGGCCCAGUGGAGAGCAAGGAGGAUGUGUUUGCCAAAAUUAAAGAGAAGUUCAUGAAUGAAAUAAACAAAAUUCCCUUGCCACCAUGGGCCCUGAUUGCCAUUGCUGUAGUAGCCGGGCUGCUGAUCCUCACCUGCUGUUUCUGCAUCUGCAAGAAAUGCUGCUGCAAGAAAAAGAAGAACAAGAAGGACAAAAAAGGGAUGAAAAAUGCCAUGAACAUGAAAGACAUGAAAGGCCAGGACAAACAGGAUGAUGAUGAUGAUGACGGAGAUGGUGAUGAAGAGGGAGGGGAAGAAGAGGAGGAAAAAGAGCCAGAGAACCUGGGGAAGUUGCAGUUUUCUCUAGACUACGAUUUCCAAGCUAAUCAGCUUACUGUAGGAAUCCUCCAAGCAGCUGAGCUCCCAGCGUUGGAUAUGGGUGGCACUUCAGACCCUUAUGUCAAAGUUUUCCUGCUUCCAGACAAGAAGAAGAAGUAUGAAACCAAAGUGCAGAAGAAGACCCUCAAUCCAACCUACAAUGAGACAUUUGUCUUCAAGAUUCCUUAUCAGGAGCUGGGUGGGAAGACCUUGGUGAUGGCCAUCUAUGACUUUGACCGCUUCUCCAAGCAUGACAUCAUAGGAGAAGUCAAAGUGCCCAUGAACACAGUGGACCUGGGGCAGCCCAUUGAAGAAUGGAGGGAUCUCGAGAGUGCAGAAAAAGAGGAGCCAGAGAAAUUGGGAGACAUUUGUAUCUCAUUACGAUAUGUGCCUACAGCUGGGAAGCUUACAGUCUGUAUCUUGGAGGCCAAGAACUUGAAAAAGAUGGAUGUUGGAGGACUUUCAGAUCCUUAUGUGAAGAUUCACCUGCUGCAGAAUGGGAAGAGGCUCAAGAAGAAGAAGACAACAGUCAAGAAGAAGACCCUGAAUCCCUAUUUCAAUGAAUCUUUCAGCUUUGAGAUUCCCUUUGAACAGAUACAGAAAGUGCAAGUUGUGAUUACUGUGCUGGAUUAUGACAAGCUGGGAAAGAAUGAAGCCAUUGGCAAAGUAUUUGUCGGGAACAAGUCCACUGGCACAGAGCUCAGGCAUUGGUCCGACAUGUUGGCCAACCCACGCCGCCCCAUUGCUCAGUGGCAUUCCCUGAAGCCUGAAGAAGAGGUGGACGCAGCUCUUGGGAAAAAUAAGUAGGCAGCUCCAUACCCCAGCAUCAGUUACUGAACAUUCAAAGUGAUCCAGAGCUAUCAAUACCUCAGUUAGGCAGUGUUUGGUUUCUGUUUUGUUCUGUUUUCUGAGCUGCAAUAUCCUUUCUUUGGUGACUGUAGAGAGAUUCCGGAUGAACUGAAGAGCAUCCAAAUUGAAAAGGUUUAAAGACACAGUUGCUCCUUUUGCAUUCUUCCAAGUAGUUUGUCUGCUGCAUGUUCAUCAUCUCUCUGUCUUGUUCUCUUCAAACGCAAAGCGAGCUUUUUUCUUGGGUUUUCCUGAGAUCGCCAUGAAUAGCAGCACAACAUCGCUUUGCUUUUACUCACUUUGGGAUUUUCUUCUUUAACUCGGACCUUUGAAUAUUGUGCCAGGAUGAUACCGGAGCCUGACAGUAUGAGUUGACCAAAUACACUGUGUUUGCUUUGGAAAAUAGCAAGGUGCACUCGAAACAUAUGAGGAGAAUCAUCACUCUUCAAGGUGUUUGGCUUCGGUCAUUAGAGUAUCAGCAGAGAGGACAAGAAGCAGCUCUGGCAAUGGGACAUCUUUGGUCCUGGGGAUACCUGGUAAAUUAAUUCUCUAUAAUGGGAGAGAUGUGAUUUCAGACAUGCCUGUUGUCUAAUGCUAAUUCCCUUGUGACAUCUAGGUAACACAGAAGGUAAUUCUGUGCCCUGGUCUUUUUAUGUUCUCAACUGCAACACAGAGCGGUAGUAGAAGAUUAUCAAAGCGUGAUAACCCAUAAGCAUAAACUCUCCUUCCCAAAUACAGAGCGGAACACUUUUUGGGAGAAUGAUAGUAUCAUGGAAUGUUUACGUAAACAGCAAAAUCUGGUAAGCUGACUAUUCAUGUGACAAAUGGGAAGACUUACCCUUUCAUAUUAGUCAGGUUAGCAGUGUCAAGAUGGAUGGAUUAUUAAAAAACCCUGGUCAACCAUGAAAAAAAUAAACAACAGCCAGACUUGGAUUGAUUUGUAGCCCAUUGUGCUCUGCACUGCCAUCUUUAUUUUGAUGACACAACAACUUGAGACCUAGGUAUAUUUAAUAUGAGGAUGUAAUUUUUUAAAACUAGUUUGGAGGUGAAUGUGCAUGUAAGGAAUGGAGAUGGUGACUCAUAGCUGAGGAUCAAAACAAGAAAGAACAUGCAGAUUUGCCUAGCGCCCCACAGAAUGCUGUGUCGAUCUGAUGUUAUAUAUUUAAUUCUCAGUAAAGGGAGCUGAAGUACUCCAUGAACUAAAGCUUUCAGCAGGGGGCUUUCUCUUUCCCAGCAGGAUCAUGUUGAAUUGAGAGAGAACAUGUAGGAAGUUAGUGAGAGUGAAUGCAUUCCAACCAAAGGACCAAAGAUGUAUCAAAGGCAGUAGCAUCUCCUGCAGUAGUCAACAUUGUCUGGCUGCCAAAACAUUUAUGGUUUCUUUGCUGAUCCUGGAGGGAUAAGCCAUAUUAUCUUUGCUACCUAGUUUUUGCACUAAUUGCUGAAAGUCCCCUCCAUUUUAUAUGUAGCCCCUAAUAUCAGUGUCUUGACUAUCUUUUAGGCUUUGAAAGCAAGGAGUCAAGUGGGUAGGGGAAAGGUACAGACAGACACUAGCAUCUUCCUUGGACCUUUGUGUUCCUGGUGGAUCUUAUCUUCCACAACCAUUCAGCUUCAAGGUCUAAAAUAAAAGGGGUGACUCCGAGUGGUGUUUUCAUAUCACAUAUUGUUUUCUUCCACUCGAUUAUGAUAGAUUGGAGCACAGGGUUAAUUUCCAUAUCUAGGAUUAAUUUCUGCUGCUGCAUUAGAGCUGAUUUAUUUUGGACUUAUGGUUGACAGCCUGCAUAAAGGACCUCCUUUUUUUAAAAAGUGAGUGAGAUGGAAGAGGAGCAAUUUUGUGAACUCCCAGCAAAGUUUUGUGGUCAUUGCAUCUAACAGGAAUGCAUUGAAUAUUUGGCAAGGAAAAGACAGCAUGGCAAGACAGUCUAUCCAUCCAUAACGAUGAUAGAUAGUGCUUAGACCCUACUCAAGUUAAAGAUUUGGGGUGCAAGAUUCCAUAAUAAUGUGGCUAUGUGAAGAAAAUGCUUCUGUGGCUAAGGAAGAUCUCAUUCUUCUUUGGCAUAAUUUGGCUAUGUCAGGUUAGGUCCUGUUUACCCUUGCAAUUUUUAUAUUAUGGCUAUUCAAUGAAAUUGUGACCUUCACUUUUAAGUUUAUAAGGAUGUAUAAGUGGAAAGUGAGAGAAAGAAUCCAUGUCUGGAGUAAGAGAGAGAGAUUGGAAAGCUGGGCUGAGUUUGAGCAACUAUACUACCCUUUUUAUUUUGACCCCAAAAUGAAGGCAUUUGUAUCUUCAAUUAUGUUAACUGCGUUGAUUUUAUGUUGGCCUUUUGCUCCCAUAAGGAUGCUGGCCUAGAAAGAAUAGCUUGAGUAACGCACAAGGUAGUAUGUUCUUAGGACUUGCAUGAUCCCAUCCCAUGGAGUACAGUACAAUUGUUUUCAAAGACCUUCUAUUUUCUCUGAUAGCUAGAGUUAUUAAUGAGGAAGUCAGGGGCAGUUCUCACUGUAGUGAUAAACCAGUGUUUGGGUAGUACCAUUUUGACUGCAGAUGAAGGCAAAAAAAAUAAUCCUGUUUAAUAUUUGCAUAUCAACAGACUGGAUGCCUUCCCCUCUAUCUGUACUGGGUUUUUGUUUUUGUUUUUUUGUAUGGAUUGACAUUUUAUCCUUCUCAUGUCGAUCAGUAAUCUGUUAAUAGAAUUUAGGCCUCAGAAACUACUUGUUUCAUUUACAAGAUGACUAUUGCAAGUAGAGUUAAUCUAAGGAUAGUUCAUGAAGAAUUAGACUAGGUGGUCCUAACUAUGAAAUUAUAUGCUUCGUCCUAAUAAUUUGCAAACCUUCAGUCAGUUCUGCUCACUUCUCUUCCCAAUCUUGUAAUUGUAAAGCUAGAAAGAGGGAAUCAUUGCCAGUUGUUUAAAUGCUCCCUCUUUCCCCAAGUUCUAAAAUGUUUUCAUGUGUUUUGAAAACAAGAGGGGAGAUCUUGGAGAAGAGUUUAGAAAAGUUACCUUGAGCUGUAGGUCCUUUUCUCAACUACUGAAGGAUGCUGCAGGUUGUAGUCCAUGAAAGUAAAUUCUCCAAGAUCUGCUGGUUGCUUACAUCUAAGAAGUUAGAAUUACAGUCCUGCCCAUAGGUGGUGUGACAUCAUUAUUUGAAAGGCACAGGAUUCAUUAAGAAUUGUUACAAACCCAAAGACCUGGGUUUCUUAGUGCCAGUUGUUUAAUGGAGUGGCUAUGCUAUAUGGGGAGAAAGAAUCCAAUAGACCACCAACACUUCUGUAGAGAAAGCUUUGGUGCAUGGUUUACCUUUUCUCUUAUUAAAAAGUACUUAAGUAUACAUUAAUACCCUCACCCCAAUCUCCUUUAUUGUGCCUCUCUUAGCUUUUAAUGCUGCCACUGGCAAGGAUAUAAGGCAUUAAGAAAUAAUAGUAGAAAGAUGUCAUGUGGAAUUCUGAACCAAGUUUUAAAGCUGAACCUGGUCCUAUGGACAGCCACAAGCCACCACGACAGUACAGUUAAAAUGUCAGAAACUGGCAGAGGGAAGAAUCACAGAAGUUACUUUCUGUAUAGAGACAAGUUCCAUUGGCAUAUCUAGGGUUGCCAUGUGAAAUAAGGAACAGUGCAUUUGUGCUUUUAAUAUUUAUAGAGAAAAGGUAAUUUCAGCAAAUAUUGUUCUUCAUACAAGCAACACCUUCUGAAAUUGCCUUUUGAACACAUCCACUAAAAAUGUGGGUGCCUUGUCUUUUAUUCAGCUGGCAGCCCCAGCCAUAUAUGAUGCCUUUUCUGGUUGAAAACAUGGUAGAGUUACAAGAUCUUCCAGUGCUCAGAGAUUCUUGUAUGGUUCUAAACUUGAAGUCUCCUUUGCCUAAAUAAAGAAAUGCAUGGGUAUGUGUGCAUUUAUGUUUGUAUGGGUGUAUACACUUCAUAGUUCUUGAGCAUUUGUAUGAUCAGAAUUCAUUUGAGCAGUUAUGAAUGCAUAAGCACCACAGUUACCUACCUACAAAGUGAUCCACAGUCUAACCUAGUCCCCACUUACCAGACAGCAGCUGCUGUGAUCUAUGGGGAUCAGUUCCUCUGUCCCUUGUAUAUGCAGCUGAUUGGUGUUCCCAUCCUGACCCAUGAUUGAUCUCCAUUUGGACAAGCAGAAGCAAUAGUCCCUGUGUAUCCACUUUUGGAGACCAAAUAUACUAAGGCAUCAGAUCCUAUCUGAUUCUGGAAGCUAAGUAGGGUCCACCCUUGUUAGUUCUUGGGUUUGUCAAUGAAUACCAGGUUCUGUAUACUGUAUUUGUUUGCCUAAGAAUACCCUAUAGGGUCACCAUAAGUUGAUAGGCAAUUUGAAUGCCCCCAUAAAAUAGGGGAUAAAUAGGAAUUGUGCACAUGAAAGACACAAAUAUAUAACUCUUAAGUCACCCAUUCAAAAUUGCUCAAGUGAAUGCUGGUCUAUAAUUUGGAUACAGACUGACAUAUUAGUAUUUUUAAAACAAAAUUUUGCUACGGUGCAACACAGUACUGAUUUUGAUUUCACAGCUUAUGCUACAGAUCCCACUACCUUUCAAGAUUGCAUAUUUUAAUGAUUAAUAAAUUUAACAGCGCCAAUGCCAGCAUAAAUUUGUUAAUAAAUUAACUGUGUGAUGAGAUCUAAAUUCAUACCCUUCAGAACUCAAAUUUUACUUUCUGAUUUGAAUUGGUAGUUCAUAUUGACAAGCAGUCAAAUUAGGUUUGUCUUUCCUUAAUCCAAGUAACACUGCUGUUCUCUAUAUGCCUACUCAAAAGAAGUAUCCCAUUGAAUAGGACUUGAUCCCUGGCCAAUGUUUGGCUUGUGCCAUUAAAAAAAGCAAAAACAGAAGCUGCACACCAGCUCAAAAUUCAUCACCCGCAACCACCAUUUAUCUUGAGUUAGUGCUUCUGCUCAUGUUCUUAAUUUAUGUUUGGCUGCAAAGUGAGAUCUAAAGAAAGGGAUGGGAGUAUGAUAGAAGGAAAUCCUGAAAAUAAUGACACUCAUCCACCUGCCAUAGUCAUGAGCAACCAAUCACAUGUAAGAAUUGGUCAUUCUGGAUGUGGAUGCAUAUCCAGUGAUAAUCAAAUAAGAUUCAUCCAUCCAGUUCAAUAAAGCUCAGACAAAAAGUGUUGUACAGUGUAGCUGGAGACCUUUAUACAUAUCAGCAAUGGGUGGAAGUCUGCUUAUGUGCAUGGAUUACUCUUACUGGAUCAGAACAUAUAUUUGAGGAUCUUGAACUUAUAAUAGAUCAAUUGCAGAGCAGCAGCAACACACAAACCUGAUUCUGUUUCUGUUCCAGCUGCUAACAAUCCAGGGUAUCCUAUUUGAAACUGGAGAUACGGAGGCAUUAUUGUGAAGACUCAAAUCAAAACAUAAAAGUUCUUUAAUAAAUGGUGGACCCAACUUUUACUAUUUAAAACGGGGAAGCUAUUAGCUUUAAUACAUAAUAUAAUGUACUUGGAUUUAGUUUCUUUUUCAUAAAGGUGAAGGAAAAGGUGAACUGACUCAAGCCAUCUAAGCCUCAUCCAAAUCCCAUCAUUUGUGUGUAAUUAUAUAUAAAAGGAUAUAGAGAUCUAUUAACAUAAAUAAAAUCCUCUUGUAAACAAUGCAUGAUGACUAGCCAGUAUGUAAGUAGCAGCAUGCAAAAAGCAGAACCUGCUCACCAUGUGUGUCACCAUUGCCCAUUUUCUAGAAUACAGUCAGCCUACAAACUUAUUUUUUAAAUGUGGUAUGGAUGAAUUUAUUUUAUCUACGAUAAUAAGAUUGGGGUGGGGUGGGGGACUGAAAAAAUAAACUCUGAGAGAAAGAAUGGUCGUAACAAUGUAAGCUUAUUUUCAAUAAAAAAGUAAUAAUUUUUUAAAAUAAAAAAGCAACAAAGCAUGCCUGAUUCAUUAAAUCAUUGAAAGCAGGGGUGGGGCGGGGGAACAUAAACACCAACACUAUGGCAACGAAUUUCAUCAGUGUCUUGUAAUAUAUAUUUACAAAACUGUAACUUGUUGAAUUUUUACCAUGUCCAGGUAGCAGCAACAUUGUGGCUUCAAUGUUUUGUGUCGUGUUGAAGCAUUUCACUGUUGACGUAAAUUUAGAAGCCAUAUUUGAUCACAGACUGCCAGGAUCCUGAAAUGGGGAUUGGCUGACAGGUGAUCCUCAGUCUCUUUGCUCUCCCUUGCUAACGUCUUCCCUCCUCUAUUGUCCUUACCUGUCUUCCCAUCUUUGUCUUAUGUUAUUCCCAAGGACAUUUGUGGUUAACUGAGAGCUGGCUUAAAUCGGAGGCCUUACUUUGGUUUGACCUCCGAAGGGAGUGCCUUCAGGGAGACUCCGACCUGGCUCCGAAUGUAUUUGCUGGGGCCUUUUUUCUUAAUCUGAAUGCAGGGACAGCAUCAGCACCCAGAUCCCUCAGGCAGUGGCCAUGACCAAAGGGCUCUGGCAGGGCCUCUACUGUUGAUAUUUGCUUUGGCUCAUUCUCCUGCCCUGAUUCUCCUGGGCUACUGCAAUGGCAGCAAUUCAGCCUAGGAAGCUAAGCACUAUUUGUUAUUUCUCAGAGUGCACUGGGAUACAUAGCAUAGCAUUGUGAGAAAGUAAAUUUUCCAUACUAAUCCUUUGUGAAAUGUACAAGCUAGAUCAGGAGUGUGACUCUAAUCAUCCUUCUGAUAUAUAUAGAAUCAUAGAAUUGGAUCUGGACCCAUGUGCUCUCAAGUCCAAGCUCCUGCUCCAGGCAAGAAGUCCAGUUAGAGCAUUCCCAGCUAUCCAGUCUGUUUUUGAAGAUGCACACAGAGAGAAAAACCUUACCACCUCUUUAGACAAUAGGAUCCAUUGCUGAACUUCUCUUAUCAAGAAGUUCCUUCUAAUGUAUAAUUGGAAUCUUAUCCUGCUGUGACUUAAAACUAUCUGGUCAUACUUUUUGGGGCAGCAGAGAACAAACUUGUAUCCAUGUCUCUCUGACAACCUUUUAGGUAUUUAAAUAAUUGUGUCACUCAGUCUUCUCUUUAUCAGGCUGAACAUGUCUAACUCCCCUACCUUUCCUUGUAUAUUUUGUUUCCCAUCAUCCUUGUUGCCCUGCUCUGGACCUGCUCCCAUUUGUGUAUAUCCUUCUUGAAAUGAAGUGCCCAGAACUGAACAUGGUAUCCAGAUAAGGCCUCACUAGUGAAGAAUGUGAUGGGACUAUUACUUCCAUUGGCUUGGAACCUAUGGUUCUAUUUUAUGCAGGGUAAAUAUUAUUUGCCUUCUUUAUUGCUGCAUUACACUCUUGGGCCAUGCUCAUUUUAUGAUCAACAAUAAUCCUAUGGUCCUUUUCCCAUGUACUAUUGCUAAGCCAAAUAUCUCCCCCAUCUCUAUCUUUUUGGUUUUUGUAGAAUAUUGCAUUUGUCUUUGUUAAUUUUUAUUCUAUUAGAUUCAGACCAAUUUUGAUUGAACUACGCAUCCCAUAUUUACAAUUCCUUACCAAUCUCUUGCCACUUCAAAUGCUGACUACAGCUAUGGUAAAUUGCAGUCCAGUAACAUCUAGAGAGACAUAUUAUUCCCAUCUCAAAUUAGAUUGGGUACACAAAAGAUCGACAUGUUUGAUACUCAUGGCAGAGAGAGGCCUCUGCUCCCGUGGCCUCCCAUUCCAGCCAUGCCACCUCUCAGUCACCCACAAACCUUCCAGAUAAUUUGAGUUAGUUGACAUUUUGGAUCUAGUUCAUUUCUCAUACUUCUGGUGCAGCCCAAGUUCUGCAACACAAACCUCCACCUCCACCUCAUCUCACUCUGCGGGAAGCUACUUUUACUGUCCUCUGCCCUCAUGUGGACUCUGUUUUUGUCUUUAUUGUUAAAUUGUUAUUUUGUAAUGAUAUGUGUUUCCUUAAUAAAGAAACUAGCCGAAA